AUGCCGCCUCCCCUCCAUCCAACGUCGCUGUCCUUCAUGGCAUUCACCCUCCGCUCCCUCCAACACGCCGCGCGUCACGUCCAUUUACAGCAAGAUGCAAACGAACCGCCCAUGUAUGCUCCUGCUUCACGCUCGCCGGCGGUGGCGCAGCGGAGUUUGGCAAGGUCAACACCUAGCGGCACAGAAUGGGGCUGUCGGAGGGUUAAUGCGGGGCAUCGUAGGUACAUGGUGAUCGAUAGCCUCCGCAUCUCCAAUAUCACGCUACUGAACACCUUCGCGGUGGCGGAUUUCAGCGCUUUGCAGGAGAAGAUCGUGCAGAUCGGCUACAAGGAUGUGAUUAAGAUCAAUCUACCAGACUGUUUUUUAGGAUGGUUUAUUCCAGGUUCAUAUAAUUAUGAUGACUUGAAGGAUAUGAUGUUCGACAACAUAUCCGAAUCCUUCAAUGCUGACUUUGAGGAUGGUACCAUUGGGGAGGUCCGGAUCUUUGAGAGUAUCCUUCAUGAUGAAUAUGGAGAAGUAAUGAAUAUCCAAGUACUUGUUGUGGCUGAAAGGGUAAAUCAGUUCACCCAUUGUAUUUGA
Triticum turgidum subsp. durum (durum wheat) is the source of this 579-nucleotide messenger RNA. NCBI's taxonomy places the organism in Eukaryota, Viridiplantae, Streptophyta, Magnoliopsida, Poales, Poaceae. The record is from the annotation of a GenBank genome assembly.